Molecule: messenger RNA, 577 nt
Organism: Colossoma macropomum (tambaqui)
Lineage: Eukaryota; Metazoa; Chordata; Actinopteri; Characiformes; Serrasalmidae
Product: transmembrane protease serine 13-like
Exons: 3
Coding region: 89-445 (118 amino acids)
Biological process (GO): proteolysis
Molecular function (GO): serine-type endopeptidase activity
Source: RefSeq, a predicted model, not a curated record
GCUACAUAAAUCUGUAGCUAACUACAAAAAGUAGCGCGCUACUUAACUACUCCCCCAUCCCUGGAAACAAGGAGGUGGUCAUGAUGUUAUGCCUGAUUGGUGUAUGUGUUUAUCUUUUGUGCAAGUGAUAGAUAGUGAGGCUACAUACUCCAGUGACUUGAUGGAGGUAUCUGUGGACAUUAUAGAGCGAACCAAAUGUAACUCUCAAGAUGUCCACAAUGGCAGUAUCCUCCAGAGCAUGCUGUGUGCAGGAGAUCUGAAAGGAGGCAGAGACGCUUGCACUGGGGACAGUGGGGGUCCUUUGGUGUGUGAGGCUCAGAAUGGGCUCUGGUAUCUUGCUGGAAUAGUCAGUUGGGGAGUUAAAUGUGGGGAGCCAAACAAGCCUGGCGUCUACACCAAUGUAGCAUCCUUCUCAAAAUGGAUACACAGACAGCAGAACUUGUGAUUGCGGAAUAUGAAAAAGAUGAACCCAGGAUUCCAUGAGAAGCUGCUUCUUCACCAUCACGGUCUUCUGUGAAAGAGUUCCUCCUGCCUAAAUUACGCUUAUUGUCUGAAAAGACUUCUUCUAUUUAUUGGC